Molecule: messenger RNA, 1680 nt
Organism: Serendipita indica DSM 11827
Lineage: Eukaryota; Fungi; Basidiomycota; Agaricomycetes; Sebacinales; Serendipitaceae
Source: the annotation of a GenBank genome assembly
AUGUCGCUCGUUCCACCUUCUCCGAUUGGCAACACGCCCACAUCCACAAAUGCAGAGGGCUUUCUACUCCUCACCAUAUCGAAUGCAAUCCUCACAUCAACAGCAUUCGCGCAUCCAGUCCCAACUCCCAUCGUCGGGACGCUUUCGCUCGAGUGCGUCACCAUCAACGUCUCCGACCCAUUGGAGCGCGACGUCUGGCUCGUCUUGCGCGUCGAACCUCCUCUAUCGCCCGUCACCAAUCAACCACACGCAGGUCACCACGGGUUUGAGUACCCACUACCUGCGACGCAAAAGAUUGUAUUAAACCGAACGGAGAACCGAUACACGAUGCCUGUCGUCAGCGGUGGCGAGUUGACGAUUCGAUUGCCAAAGGGACUUACAGCAGCACAAAAGGAGGACCUGGAGACGCUCGAGGUCUUGUUGGCCCAAUACGCCGUCCUUCAUGUCCAAGAAGGUCCCGUGCCAGAUGCGCAUGGUGCGCCAGGAAGUAGAUCAUCGCCUACAAUGUCAAACGGAAUGGUUCAUGACGCGGAUGGCGACCUCAAGGGACGACUCGUUCUGGUCGACGAGGAUAACGGCCAAAUUGUUGGUACGCUUGGCGAUCAAUUUGAGGUUCGAGAGGAUGCUACGCUUAAUAUGGAUGGACACGAAAAAGAUCCCGUCGUCGUGGAGAUUCCAGAUGACGAGCAGUGGGGAACAGGCAGGGGAUGGUCGACUGGCGAAGAUGGACGACCGAGGGUUCAAAAGCAAAUCUUUGUCCACCCCAUUACGGUGGGCGAUUCGGAUUGGAUGAGCAAGACGGCCGGUUUCCUCGGACGAGGUAUCGUGUUUGCAACAAACGCUGUCACGACAGGUGUAACAAGUGCAACAAACUUGUACAUCUCCAAGAGCGCACCAGCGACCGAACCCAUCGUGUUUAGCGAGACGACGAAACGCAACGUAAAGCGUGUACACAAUAUUUCCGGUAAAGCGGUCCAAGUCACGGCCAAAACGACUGGUCUCAUUCACCAAACCGUCGAGCGACUUGCCGACAAGGUCUCUGGACAUAAACCCGCACCGCCGCCAUCCUCACAUCCUCAUUCGGGUACCUCAACGCCGGGAUCUGGAUGGAAUUCUCCUUAUCCUGGUGGCUCUACUACCUCCCUUCGUGGACCAAAUGCCUUUGGACCAACAAGCGCUGCACAUACGCCACCGCCACCUCCCCCCAAACGCCGUUUACUCAAUCGUCUGCUCACUUCGACCGACUUGAUCCUCACGACGGUCGAGCAGUCUGCUCACCAUCUCAUUUCGCACACCACAAACUCGCUGAGUGCCGCCGCGCAUCAUAAAUACGGACCAGAUGCAGGCAAGGCUGUGGGAAUGAUGGGUGAAAGCGUAAAAAAUGUCGGUGUCGUCUACAUUGAUGCGCGAGGGGUUGGACGAAGAGCGUUGCUCAAGUGUGCCGGGAAGAGGAUCAUCAAGGCCAAGAUGGGUGGACGAGACGUCGUGUUCCAGGAUCAAGGUGCUGGUAAGGGGACGGUGAUGGUGGAUGAAAAGACACACGACGGUGCGCCCGUUGGCGUCACGCAUGGGCCACCCCCUGGUGCGCCUCCCUCGUUUGGUGCACCUCCACCAUAUCCACCUCCUAUGUCCACCAAUGCACUAUAUGCACCGUACAAGCGCGGGACUCAGGGACCUUGA